CUGGAAAGGAACCUUGAAGCUUCCUGAUCACUCCGAGCUUGUCUCUUCCCACCAUCCACCUUUCUAUCCCGCUUGCUUUAUCCAUCUCGUUUUCACGUGUACAUUGCGCCUUUUGAUCUUCAGUAGUCCUGAAAUUCGCAGAUUGGGUUCAACCGACUCAACCACUUCACGGCUCAUUCCAAGCUGUCGCCCCAUCCUCUAGCGACAGCGCUGCCAUUUCCCAUCAAUCCAGAACACUCCCUUCAGACAUGGUUGGACUUGCUUCAGCCGCCGGCCUUGUCGGCUUUCUUUCUGAGUCUGAUCCAGAGUUGCGAGUCUUUGCUUUGAAGACCCUUGACUCCCAGAUCGACCUCCUCUGGACAGAAGUCGUCGACGCCGUACCUCAAAUAGAGGCGCUUUACGAAGAUGAAUCGUUUCCGGAACGCGAGCUUGCCGCCCUAGUCGCCGCCAAGGUGUAUUAUCACCUCCAGGAGUACAACGAAAGUAUGGUGUUUGCACUAGGUGCCGGAAAGCUGUUCAAGCUGGACAGUGGUGGCGAAUUCGAGGAAACAAUCAUCGCCAAAUGUGUUGACACCUUUGUUUCGCUUUCCGCUGCCCAGCGGCCGGCAGCAGGUGACCAACCUGCGAACCUGAACACUUCAUUCCCCACCUCCGGUGAAGGGGCCACGAGCACCUCCGCCAGCCUGACAUCUCCAAUCACACCAUUUUCACAGUCCGCCUUGCCAUCCAAGUCCCUCUUAUCCAGACAAGAAGUGCCCGGAGUGGAUGCGGCCUACCCGGGUGGCGAUGAUGCGAGCAUCAAGCAGGUCGAGACACCCUUAGUGUUGAAGCGGGGAGUUCAGGGUCAGUUGCAAGCAAUCAUCGAUCGCUUGUUUGAGCAGUGCUUCACUCAAAAGAGGUAUCGUCAAGUCAUUGGAAUCGCCAUCGAGGCUAAGAACCUUGAUGUCCUUCGGAAAACAAUUAUCCGGGCUAGUGAGGACGAGAAGAAGCAGAACGGCGAAUCACGACGAAGUGAAGAGCUUAUGGAGUAUGUGCUGGACAUCUGCAUGGGAAUUGUGCAGGAGCGUGGCUUCCGCAAUGACAUCCUUAAGCUUAUCCUCGAUCUCCUCAACGAAAUCCCUGCGCCCGACUAUUUCUCGAUUGCCAAGUGUGUAGUGUAUCUGAACGAGCACUCAAUGGCGUCGGCCAUCCUUCGUCAAUUGGUCGACAAGGGUGAUGCGCGAUCACUCGCCGUCGCCUACCAAAUUUCCUUCGAUCUCUAUGACAACGGAACACAGGAGUUCCUUCAGAGAGUUCGCAGCGAGAUUGCCGAGCCCCUACAGGCGAGCGAGGAGUCUGAGUCGAAGGCUGAAGAGGAACCCAAGGAAUCGGAUCCUUUGCUGGACAGCCAAUCCAGAUCUAUUGGCGAGAACAACGAGCAGACCAAGAUUUUGACUGAAGCGCGCGCGGCUUACAAGAACGUUCUUGCUAUCAUCGAUGGUAGAAAGACCAUCCAACUGAAUUUGGAAUUCCUGUACCGCAACAACAAGGCCGACAUCGCUAUCUUGAACAAGGUCCGGGAUAGUCUGGAGGCGCGGAAUUCUAUUUUCCACACUGCUGUCACGCUCUCGAACGCUUUCAUGCACGCCGGCACCACCCACGACAAGUUUUUCCGAGACAACCUGGAAUGGUUGGGUAAAGCUGUUAAUUGGUCGAAAUUCACCGCUACCGCGGCACUGGGGGUUAUCCACCGGGGUAAUUUGACCCAGGGUGAGAAGCUUCUGCAGCCCUACCUGCCUCGGGAGCACAUCGCGGGUGUUGGAGGUUCAGGCUCGGUCUAUAGCCAAGGAGGUUCCUUGUAUGCACUAGGUUUGAUCUAUGCUAACCACGGUGGCAUGGCUGUGGAUCUUAUCCGUGAUCACUUCAAGAAAGCCACCGAGGAAGUUGUUCAGCACGGUGGUGCCUUAGGUCUCGGUGUUGCGGGGAUGGCGACCGGCAACGAGUCUAUCUACGAGGACUUGCGGAAUGUACUCUACACCGACUCUGCACUUAACGGCGAGGCUGUCGGUCUCGCCAUGGGUCUGGUCAUGCUGGGCACUGGCAACAUGAGAGUGCUUGAGGACAUGAUCCAGUACGCUCAUGACACGCAGCAUGAAAAGAUCGUCCGUGGCUUGGCUCUGGGAAUGGCUCUGAUCAUGUACGGGCGUCAAGAGGCUGCCGACGAGCUGAUCAACGGUCUUCUGGGCGAUCCCGACCCCACUCUCCGUUAUGGCGGUAUCAUGACGAUCGCCCUUGCGUACUGUGGUAGCAGUAGCAACAAGGCUGUCCGCAAGCUUCUCCACGUUGCUGUCAGUGAUGUCAACGAUGAUGUUCGCCGCAUUGCUGUUCUGAGCUUGGGCUUUAUCUUGUUCCGCAAGCACCAGAGUGUGCCUCGCAUGGUAGAGCUGCUGUCUGAGUCCUACAACCCUCACGUUCGUUAUGGAGCUGCUAUGGCAUUGGGUAUUUCCUGUGCUGGUACUGGUCUGGACGAGGCCAUUGACUUGCUUGAGCCUAUGCUCAAGGACUCGACCGACUUUGUGAGACAGGGUGCUUUGAUCGCUUUGGCCAUGGUCCUGGUGCAACAGAACGAGGCCAUGAAUCCUCGCGUGAGCACGCUUCGCAAGACCAUGAUGAAGAUGAUUGGGGACAGACACGAAGAUGCCAUGGCCAAGUUCGGUUGCGCCGUGGCUCUGGGCAUCAUCGAUGCUGGUGGCCGUAACUGCACCAUCAGCCUCCAAACCCAAACGGGCAACCUCAACAUGCCCGGAAUCGUUGGUGCUGCUGUUUUCACUCAGUACUGGUACUGGUUCCCCCUCACUCACUUCCUGUCCCUCAGCUUCACCCCGACCGCAGUGAUUGGCGUGGAUGAUGAAUUGGAAGUUCCCUUGUUCAAGUUCCACAGCAACACGAGACCCAGCCUCUUCGAUUACCCACCUGAGCAACAGGUGAAGACCGAGGAGGCCCCUGAGAAGAUCAAGACUGCUGUCCUUUCGACCACUGCCCAAGCUAAGCGUCGUGCUCAGCGCCGCGAGAAGCAACAACGACGUGAGAGCAUGGACAUUGAUCAGACUCCUACUACACCCAAGGUAUCGGAACCUUUGGCAGACAAGAUGGAAAUGGACGAGACAGUGGCCAAGGGCGAAGAGGAGGCGAAGGAUGGAGAGAAGGAGGGUGGUGAAGGGCAGAAGAAGAAGGCUGAGCGGGAGAAGAUCGGCUAUGAAUUGGAUAACAUGUCUCGUGUCCUGCCAGCUCAGUUGAAAUAUCUGACCUUCCCGGACCCGCGGUAUGAGCCCGUCAAACGGCCUACCGGUGGUGUAGUGGUUGUGUUGGACAAGACCCCCGAGGAGCCUCGUGAGAAGAUCGAAAUGAAAGCUAGCAAGGAGGUCAAGCAGGCUGCGGCAGCAGAGACACUACAAGACCGUCUGCAGGCCGCGAUGGGCGCGGCCGGUUUCCAGACACCCCAGCGCGGUGGUGGCCGGGGUCUGGGGGCUGAAUCCGGAGCCAACGCGGGAGCCCUGGCUGCCGCCGGCGUGUUGACAGCGGUGGAUGAAGACGAAGAGGACGGUGAGGAAGCGCCUGUACCGGAUGAGUUUGAAUAUGAGAGUGACGGAGUCGAAGAGUAAAGCUCCCGGUCGCCCUGAUAGAUCUCUCUGGCUGGUUGUAUUUCUAGGUUAAUUAUGGAAGUUACGCCCUAUGUGAAUUGAAUAAACAUAUUCCGAU
This is a messenger RNA of Aspergillus aculeatinus CBS 121060, 3738 nucleotides long. Its product is annotated as proteasome regulatory particle base subunit RPN2. Gene Ontology annotation, cellular component: proteasome complex; proteasome storage granule; proteasome regulatory particle, base subcomplex. The transcript is spliced from 5 exons. Gene Ontology annotation, biological process: proteasome-mediated ubiquitin-dependent protein catabolic process; regulation of protein catabolic process. The coding region runs from base 249 to 3641 and encodes 1130 amino acids. Gene Ontology annotation, molecular function: enzyme regulator activity. Lineage: Eukaryota; Fungi; Ascomycota; Eurotiomycetes; Eurotiales; Aspergillaceae. The record is from RefSeq and is a predicted model, not a curated record.